AACUAACUGACAGUGUCAAGUGAAACUGUCAAUAUAAAGGCAAUUUUAUACAAUGUUUACUUCAAUUUAUUGGUUUUUGUAACAAAUAUACCGCUGUUUGAGGGUGUGGGCAUUCUGGCACAGAGGAAACUAGACCCAAUGAUGAAUGUACUAAAGUCCGUUUUCGGGGUGUGCAGCGGGUCCGCGGAGAAGAGUGAAGUUCACGACACAGUGCGUCGUAUUUUCGGAAACGAUAUGGUCAUGAAAGACAACACGGAACGACAUUUGGUGAGAAGCAAGUAUCUCCAUCACAUUAAGGAGAAUCUGCCAAAAAUGUUGGACAGCAAGGUAGCAACCUCCACACACAAGAGCAAGCCUAGCAAGAAACACACCGCUGUGGUAAUAGUGAAUAAUAUGGAAACUCAAGAUGACAGACAUGGUCGUGUAGGACCUAAAAUUGUGGUUUUUGACGCUUCUACUGGUACUGGACGACUAGUUCUGGUCGGAGACGAAAGAGUCAGCGUCCAGGGUCUCUCUAGCUUCGCGACCAUCAGAGCUACAGCUUGCGUGUUUGCGGGGAAAUGGAUGUAUGAAGUUCAGCUCGGGACUAAAGGAAUCAUGCAGAUUGGCUGGUGCACCAGUUCCUGCCUCUUCUCUAUGGACACAGGAGUGGGAGACACUGCCAACUCUUACGCUUAUGACGGUGGAAGAGUUAGAAGGUGGAACGUAGCCACGUCUCCUUAUGGCCAUGCAUGGUUGCCAGGAGACGUUAUAGGCUCAUGCAUAGACCUGGAUAAUGGAACACUGGAGUAUUUUAGAAACGGAGUUUCAAUGGGCGUGGCAUUCAACAACGUCACUCACGGUAACGGCGUCGCAUACUUCCCAGCCGUAUCGCUGGCGAUGCAAGAACACUUGUAUGCUAACUUCGGUCAUGUACCUUUUGUUUUUCCCCAGGACGACUUCGCGCCUCUCCAGCUGCCGCCGGUGCGUGAGUGCGCGCGCGCGGCCCUUCUGUUCAAGUCCAUUGACGCGCUGCUGGAGGAGCUGGCCAGGUUCAACGACCUUAGACCGAUCUCGGCUAAGAGCAGUAAGGCCAGGUCAGAAUCUUCCAAAGCGGCUGAAGAAGAGGUGGCACUGCGCAUCCACAGUUCCAACUCCACGUACACCCCCAAACCCUCGCCUCAUCAUGUCGCGGUCACGAACAGCACGGAUAACAAGCGGAUGUCCAGAAAGGCCUUCCUCAUGUCUCUGGCUCGUUUAGCUGUCGUGGAGCUGGGCAUCAGCCUGCGACUCUCGUAUGUUGUGGUGUCAGAACUGCUGCCCCGACUUCGAGGCGCCCUUGGCGUCAAGAACAGGGCCAUAAAUGUGGACCCACUGGCGGCGGAGUUCUAUGCCAAAGCUAGGGAAAGGAAUUUUACCGACUUGUCAACCAAAUUCCUUUCACAAUCCCAGCCGAAGUUGUGCACGAUGCUGGACCUGCUCUGGACGUUCUUGGACGAAGCAGCGUUAUGUGAUAUCUUGGAGCAUUGCGUUGUGAGGGAAUGCCUGCUCUUCGAUUUGGUGUCUCCGGACUUGCAGUUUAUCCAGCAACUGGAGGGCGUGUACGUGCUCUGCGGCCUGAUGCAGCAUGUGGAGACCAGGCACCAUCUCGUCAAAUACGUUUUCUUCAACAAGAUCUCAUUCGACAACUUCCUAAACGUCAAGUGUCCAGAUGAAGAAGUCCUCAAAACCGUUGUCCGGAACCCGUGGUGGCAGAAGCCAACUCCUGUUCACGGGGAGACGGAUCCUCGGAUAGCUGAAAUGGCAGAAACAGGCACCAUUGCACGUCCCAACCCUUUCCCGGGAGAAACUAAAAACGAAUACAUCACUUCUUUUGAAGACAUUAAGAAAGAAACGCAGUAUAAGGAAGACUGUAAUAAAAUCACCAAAGCUGUCGCGCCUUUAGAACAGAUCCAGCUGGAGUUCCUCCUAAUGCUGCUGGAUAACUCGGACGGCACGAACAUGGUUCCUUCGACGAGGAAGAUUUUCAUGGAGAAGUUCCGAAGAUACAUCAUGGACAACUGUAUUUUGGACAUGAGGCUGUUCAACAUAUCGCGCAACUCGCCUGCCAUCUCGUGGUGCUGCCAUGCACGGCUGUUGUCUGCCGUGCUUAAGCUGUGGGAGGAGAAGCCGCUGGGUCAAACCAACACUUCCGUUCCUCCUUACACCCCUCCCAAGUCGUUCAUCGAUGGAGAACUGGACUACUACAACGUCGAUCGGCUGGGUGGCGUGCUGCCGUUUCUAGUGAGAACCUUACGACAAGAACUAAUAAAUGUAUUGGGAGAAGAAAAUCCGUUCGUGCAAAGCUUCGAGCCCACUUACAACAGGGGCGGAGGGAUUGACAUGGGUGUAAGCGAGAUGGGCGCAGGCUCUCCCGGUUUAGCAACACUGCCUCAAGUAAUUUCUUCGAUGGCUCGCUUUAUGCACGCUACGCUACCGCCGAUUCCAAACAGAUCUAUAGGAGAAACAGCUUUGGCGCUUAAGGGCGCCCGCUCCAUGAUGCCUGGAGCUGGCUCCAUCAAUGUCAGGACAGGGUAUCUUCGGCUCCUAGAUGGACUGCUGGCGUUGUAUCAUGGCUCAGCCAUCAAACAUGCUGAGAAGCUAUGCGAGCUAAGAGACAACCAGCAAGACAUGGCAGAUUGUCUCCACGACAUCGAGCACCGAAUCGCAGACUUAACCAGCGAAUUGCAAGCUGCAGAGAAAGGUAACAUUUCCGAAUCAGACAUAUCAAAAAAGGAAUUGACAGAGAAAAUACUUCAAGAACUCGAAAGAUCCAAAAGUGUCUACGAGGAGAAGCUAAAAGCUGGAGCGCUGCAAAUGGCGUGGGUGAUCGGGGCUGUCUGGACACAGAGCCGACAAGCUGACUUGGCCAAGCACUUCGCGGGCACGUUGCACUCUAUGCGGCUUGCUUCUGACACAGAGUAUGCUGCUCACACCCAGGUGGCCAGUAAGGAGAUUCUUCCAGGGAAGAGCUCUCUACUCGGAAGCUACGCGUCUCUACAGCUCGAAUACACAGACAGCUCCAGUAAUAGCCCCCAGACACCAAACUCAACGGCGGCCACCCCCCGAAACGCAUCCAACACUCAAGUCGGACCGGCCAAUCAACCAGUGACGCGUGAAUUUGCAGAACCCCUGUUUGCGUUCGUACCGGAAUACCACGUGGACGCCAUGUUGGAACUCUGCAACACACUCCGGUUGUACAUGCAUCCCACAGUACCUGUUCAUCAGAUACCAGAAUGGGAAGAUCUGAUGGUAUCCUGCGCUUCUUUCCUGUGCUCUGAGUUCGCAGACCAGCGCAUAGUGUUAGCGAGUACCCGCGAGUCCUUGGUGCAGACGCUGGCUUCGUUUGCCACGCAGCCACCCACUAUGAGGGCUAUUGAGCGGGUGCCUGUCAAACACCAAAUGUGCAUGGUGGAAGAACUGAUUCGUCCUUACCAGAACCGAGCAUGGGCGCAGUCCAACUGGGUGCUUGUGCGCUUUUGGCAUGGCUCAGGAUUCGGCUUUCGGCACCGCCAAUGGCCCCAUCUUGCUGCCAGAUACGGUGACAGAGAACCAACAGUGAACAAUCUUGGUGCCAAAGUAGAUGCUGGACUUAUGAGUCAAUGUUUCGGCCCGUGCCCAUCAGAAGUGAUCCAACAACGAAUACGAGACUACAUCGCGUCACAUCCUAAAGAAGCUGCGUCAUUCUUCAACUCGUUGUUGAGCCAACUCAACUGGGCAUUCUCUGAGUUCAUCACUAUGAUGCAAGAGAUGGACAGAGUGAACGUGGACUCCAACCUCGAGUCGCGUCAAAUCAAGCUUUGUGCCACCUGCUUCGACCUCUACCAUGGACUGGCGAGGGCCCUGGAGAUGGCUAUAUGCCUGGCGCCUACAGUUCUCACGAAGGCGGAGGCCUGUGAUAAACAGAAUGAGCUUUUACUGGGCAGGACUUGUCAGAUACUAAUGGCCGUCGUGUCUCGCGUCUGCGUCCGGUCCGGCGGCGGCGCCGGCUUCGCCCGUCUCGUGGCCCGUGGACUGCCGGACACGGACCGUGUCCACUACUACGUGGCGCUGGCUCCGGUCGCCGGGUGCAUCAUCAGGAUGCUUGACCCGAAACUUCCACAGGAGCACUUGGAGCGGGCGACGAAAGCGCUGGUCUCCGAACCGCUUUUCCACAUCGAUGGUCUCGACUUCAUGUUGGGGAAGUGCAAAAGAGCGGAUUUCUCCUUCUACAACUAUCCCGAGGACGUCACGGUUGAAGAGAUGAAAGCGUUAGAAGCGGUCGUGGAAAAACUCCGAGCUGCUAAAACUAACUUGGAGUCGUCACCAGGAGGCAGCGGCACGCAAUCAGAACUGCUUUGCACUAUUUGCUACGCGCGACCAGCGGACACGGCCUUCAUGCCGUGUGGACACCAUUCCUGCAGAGCCUGUGUUAUGCAGCACAUGCUGAACAGCAAGCAGUGUUUCUUCUGUAAAGCGGAGAUCGAAACAGUACGAGAAAUCGAGCCAGCAAACAACUGAACCUGUAGGUACUUAGGCUUACAUUAGCCAAUAAGGCUGUUAGCGGAUGCGACGACGCUCAGAAGUAACUUGAAGGUACCUGACAAAAACAAAAGUUUUCACUUCUGCUCAAAAUGAGAUGGAUAAUGCGACGGUUUCACUCUGUGAUUCAACCAACGAUAUACAGUUCCUUCGAUACUGAAGCAAUUUAUGAAGUCAGUUCUGACGAAUGCGCCGGAAAUACAGGGUGUUUUUAUCAAUCCUUUGUCAUAUUUUAUGAGGUGAACAUAAACUUAGUAACUUUCACUAGUUAGUACUCCGAUAAAAAACAUUGAUACCUAUCUGAUCAGUAAAAAAUUAUGAAACAGAAAAUUUUGUCGCAUGUCCCUAACGCACCAUGUGUAAUAUUAUUUAUUAUUACUGGCUUAUAUGGUGUCCCACUGCUGGGCAAUGGCCUCCCCCUCGAUCUCCAUCCGUCUCUGUUUUGAGCAAUCUCCGGCCAGCCGUUGAGAUAUGCGUCCAGGUCCCGCCAUCUCCGCCAGGGCCUACCAGCUCCUUAUCCAUCUUGCGGCACUCACUCCGUGGCUAUUUUCGCCCACCUCUGAGGGUGCAUGCGGCAGACAUGGCCGGUCCAGUCCCAUUGAAAUCUAUAUAAUUACAAUAACUAUAUAUACUACUACCUACGAAAAGAAAUAAACCAGAGGCCCUACCGUGAAAAAUGAAAAUCAAAUUUUCUUUAUUUGAUUUCUGAAACGAAAUUUCGAUUAUCAUUUUUCACGGUAGACUUUCAGAUGCUUGCUCGUGACCAAACGACCUGCGAACUUAUCGCACUAUGAAAUGCAGUCUUAAAUACAUGUUCGCCAAUGUAGACGAAUUUUAAAAUUGUACCUACCUUAUUUAUAUAAAUUACGCAAGAAUUGAAAACUUAGAUUCUAUUUUAUAAUACUGCAUUCAUUUUGUAAUCUCUUGAUAUUAUAUUUUGAGUUUGUUCAUUAAUUUUAAAUAGU
Messenger RNA from Cydia pomonella (codling moth), 5504 nucleotides. RefSeq names its product E3 ubiquitin-protein ligase RNF123-like. Gene Ontology annotation, cellular component: cytoplasm. NCBI's taxonomy places the organism in Eukaryota, Metazoa, Arthropoda, Insecta, Lepidoptera, Tortricidae. Gene Ontology annotation, molecular function: protein binding; ubiquitin-protein transferase activity. The record is from RefSeq and is a predicted model, not a curated record. The transcript is spliced from 37 exons. The coding region runs from base 139 to 4518 and encodes 1459 amino acids.